This is a messenger RNA of Aspergillus clavatus NRRL 1, 225 nucleotides long. RefSeq lists its product as uncharacterized. The record is from RefSeq and is a predicted model, not a curated record. Lineage: Eukaryota; Fungi; Ascomycota; Eurotiomycetes; Eurotiales; Aspergillaceae. The coding region runs from base 1 to 225 and encodes 74 amino acids. The transcript is spliced from 2 exons.
AUGCCUUUCAAAAUCUCAAACCCCUUCAAGUCUUCGAAAUGCCAGACCCAACCGCCAGAAAAAACCUCAAAGUCGAUGAAAGGUGAUUCGGCUUCCGUGCUGAGCGAUGCUGCUACGCUUGUCCCGGACAAGAAUCAACCGUCGGAUGUGUCUCGAGAGUCUGACAGAGGACUUGACUUCAAUUCUGUGCGAUACGCACCGAUGGGAAUGUUGACUCGCACCUGA